Messenger RNA from Clonostachys solani, 3792 nucleotides. The record is from the annotation of a GenBank genome assembly. Lineage: Eukaryota; Fungi; Ascomycota; Sordariomycetes; Hypocreales; Bionectriaceae.
AUGCCUACCUCGCUACACCCUCAAGCGAAAUUCGACCCUAUCCCACCGGAUUUGGAUCUCCAUGAGCUAGUUGACCAUACCGCGAACUUAAAAUGGGUGCAACGAGUCUCCAGAAAUCAGAUUCGUGCGCUUGGUCAGCAAGAAUUCGAAAAGCUGAUUUUGAUGCACGUCAUUCUUGGAGGAAAGCCUUUGGUCAUUGAUGGCUGGGACGCAAUCCUGCCCAAACAAAUAUUCAGCAUAGACUGGUUUGAGAAAACCUACGAUAAGAAACAGGAAAAUGUCAGAGACCUAGGAAAUGGAAGCGAUAUGCCCAUGACAACCGGCCAUUAUAUCCGAUCGAUGCGACAACUGACUGAGCAAUGGUCACCGACAAACUUCCGAGACGAGCGACGUCAGCGACUUUACUUGAAAGACAUCGAUUGCCCCGUCGAAUGGCGAGAUGCUCUGGAAAAGGUCAUUAACCCGCACCUCUGGUAUCUCAACCAAAAUGUCUGCAGCAACACCAAGCCUCGCGCUGAAGAUGAUGAUAUCUUCGGCGCCGAAUCCACUGCUGCUCCAUCCGGUGACCUUAUGUCAAACCUGCCGACUGAAAUGCGCGCCGAGAAUCUAAUGUGUUACGUCGGGCAUGAAGGCACAUAUACACCCGCCCACAGAGAAAUGUGUGCAUCCCUUGGUCAAAACAUCAUGGUGGAAGCUUCAGAAUCCAACGGUACCGACCAGGAGGGUAGCUCUAUAUGGUUCAUGACCGAGAUGAAAGAUCGCGAUGUAGUGCGCGAGUACUUUCUUUCCAUGCUUGGCCAUGAUAUCGAAAUCGAAAAACAUUUUGCCCAGAUCAAUGCCUGGAAAAAGGCUCCUUUUGACGUUUAUGUUGUCGAGCAAAAGGUUGGCGACUUUAUUUUAGUUCCUCCUUUGGCUGCACAUCAAGUGUGGAAUCGAGGAACUAGGACCAUGAAAGUCGCAUGGAAUCGCACUACGGUCGAAACACUUGAUCUUGCACUCCAUGAAGCUCUUCCCAAGACACGACUAGUAUGCAGAGAUGAGCAGUACAAGAACAAGGCCAUGAUAUAUUAUACCUUGUCCCAGUACUACAAACAGCUUCAGCAGCUCGAAGAGAAUGCCGAGCUUACGCAGAUGAGCUUCAAAGGCUUUGGGCAAGACAUCGUCAAAAACUCCCCACGAGCGAAGCAGCUAGCAAGCGAUUUCAAAAAGUUAUUGGAGCUAUUUACGGAGAUACUAGUCGAUGAGAUGUUCGCUAGUAAGGAGAAAGAUGUGGAAUUCAUAGAGUUCGACUCCUGUGUUACCUGCUCCUAUUGCCGAUCCAAUAUCUUCAACCGCUUCCUCACUUGCAAACACUGCGUUCGGCCUUUGUUGAAUGGUGACGAAGAUGCCUACGACGUAUGCAUGGAAUGCUAUGCCAUGGGGCGUUCUUGCGCUUGCCUGUCGGGACUGAAGUGGUGUGAGCAAUGGAGCUGGGCCGAAUUAGUACACAACCACGAAAUUUGGAGUGCCAUGGUUAUCAAGAAUGAUGGCUUCGUGGAUAUUCAUAGUUCGCCACAACCAUUGGAGAUCGCAAGGCAACGGUCAGCCCGGAAGUCGGUGGCACAAAUCUGCCAAGAGGCUCUUCGCAGACGGCCAUUCAAGGACAUCACAAAGCUAGAGGAGGAAAAGCCCCCGAGCGAUUCUGAGCCAGAUGCUGCGCAAGAGGCGCCGACAAAGAAGAAGUACAAACGAAAGCAAAAGAAGGGCGAAUUGCGGAAAUGCCACGUCUGCUGCCACAAAGACUACAGCUAUCGAGUCCAUCAGUGCACGAAUCCGCAAUGCGGGGAGGGAUAUUGUUACGGCGUUCUUUACCGAGCAUUCGAUAUGAUGCCUCAGCGAGUUCUGGAGGACGAACAGUGGCAAUGUCCCAAAUGUCAAGGCAUCUGCAACUGCGGAGCUUGUCGUCGGUCAGGGAACACCAAUGCAUAUACACCAAAGAACACGCUGCUUGGUCACGACACACGCCCGAUCGCAGACGAUCGCAGCAUCGAGGCUUUAGUCGACUUCCGCAUUCACAACCUAUCCUGGUUAAAGGCAACGGGCGAUGAUGGCCGUAGUAAUGAUACUAAGCGGAUGCAAAGGUUGCGCGCGCAAGCCAAUAAUGCCAAGGCUCAAGACCUGGCAGAACAGGAAGAGCCCAGGCAAGAAGAGGAGGAACAGGCUGGCUUUCCCCAGCCCGAUCAUUCAGUUAUCAACGGCUAUGGAGACCAAAGUCACAUACUCGAUACACCACAGAGAGCGCCAGCCGACCUCAAUCAUCAUGGGGCUGAACAACUUCAUGAUCAACCUACCGAUGUUGACAUGUUGGACACCUUACAUCCUCCUGAGAUGGAGGAUAUGGACGACUCCCUUUAUCCUGAUCCAUCGGCAAUUGCUCAUCAAAGAAUUGGCAUGGGCUACUACGAACAAGACGAUACACCCGACAAGAUUUUGUUUGACCCCUACCAGGCACCAGAUGCCGAAAUUCUCGAGAAAGAGAAUCGCGAGAUCCCAGAAUUCGUCAAAAAGUCUAUACGCGCUGCAAAAAGAAGGGCCAAGCGCGACAACGAGGACCCGGAUUAUGUUGUAGGGAAAAACCACCACAAGAAACCACGGGCCACAACAUGGCAAGAACCGCAAAUUGAUAUCCUGGAUAAUAUGGACCCAGCCCUUUUCCAAGCCAGUACUUCAGUUCCAGAGGCUGUCAUGAGUGUGGAAGAAAUCGGUAACCCUCCAGAAAAGGACGCUGAGGAGGCAAUGCCAAUACCAAUGCCAGAUGACCCAGCAACCCAAGCUUGCCAGAAAGGUCGCCCUGCGCCCCGGUUUGAUGCAAACGAACCAAAGCUGCGACACGCCAAGCCUCGACAAUCGUACUUCGAGCCUGAAGAGGGUGAGGUGGACGAAAUCGAAGAAGAGCAUAAUGAACCUACUGCUUCGACCAAGAAGAAGACCCCCCCUGUCAGUGAGGUUGAUCUUGCUGCCGCUGCCGUUCACAAGCUCUUCAAUCCCAACCCCAAUCUCAAUAAGGAUGGCUCCACUCCUAAGAGACGCGGCCGGCCGCCUAGGAAGAAAACCAUCAACGAGCCCAGGCAAAACUCCCCCGAAGAGCUAGAGGGGAAUGACAGCCAUGUCACAGAACCAAAUGACGAUAAUGCCCAAAUGAACGAAAAUGGGAUUGAACAGGAGCCUCAAGAGCAACCAGAGUUGCCCAAUCGACGUAGGAGGCGUGGCCGUCCCAGACGAUCAGGUGUUACUACGAUUAUGGCUAGUAACGUUACUGAUAGCGAUGAAGAAAUAGGGCGUCGAACUAGGUCAAGGCGACAGGAGCCCCGAGAUAGCAGCCCACCAGCCGAUACCAGUGCAAUUGGUAAGGAAUACCUGUCCAUGGCUGAGCGCCGGAAGCUACAAGGCAAAUCUUUUAAGAUGAAGAGCCGGAAGUCCAAAGGCACGACCGAUCUAGCUCAGGACAUGGCAGAUGAGACUGCGUCUCCUGCAGAAAAGUCAGUACAAGAAGAUAUGCCAGCCAAGAGCAGCACUAGAUCACCGAAGCCUUCUAGGGCCCCUUCAUCUUUGGUCUCCCAUGGUCCCACAGUCGUCAGGCUUGGAGAUCACGACGAUGCGUUCGUGAGCGGCUCUGCCGUUUCGGACUCUAGCAACCCUUCUUCCAGUGAUGACGACGAAGACAUACCUGCGACCCGACGUGUUACAACACGUGGAAGAGGGCGCGGGAAACGAGGAUACAGAGGCGGGCGUGGAAGAGGGAGGGCGUACUGA